Messenger RNA from Melanotaenia boesemani (Boeseman's rainbowfish), 9087 nucleotides. RefSeq names its product myosin X (gene myo10). Gene Ontology annotation, biological process: signal transduction. The transcript has 41 exons. The record is from RefSeq and is a predicted model, not a curated record. Gene Ontology annotation, molecular function: ATP binding; cytoskeletal motor activity; protein binding. Lineage: Eukaryota; Metazoa; Chordata; Actinopteri; Atheriniformes; Melanotaeniidae. The coding region runs from base 481 to 6732 and encodes 2083 amino acids. Gene Ontology annotation, cellular component: myosin complex; cytoskeleton.
AUUAUUGUCCACCGGUCUGAGAGUCUGCCUGAAUGAGCGUCUCUAAAGUUUGACCGGUGUCUCGUUGACUCAGCUCUCCAGCAACGUUUGACUCUGCAGCAAACAAACCGACUGAACGCGAGAGACGCAGAGGAGAAGGAGAGAAGAUCUCCGCGAGCAGGAACAAUCACAAGUUUACUUUUUUUGUUUAGUAAAGGACUGUAGGUGUUCCUUCUGGACGAAUAACCCCGGGAAACAAAGCGUAGAUGUAUUCUUGUAGCUCCACACUGACUUGGUGAGGUUCCUCCAUCCUGCAGCAGCCCAUCAGGAGGAAGAUGAUGCUCUGAAACUGUCGGAUCUGCUGCUUCUUGUUUGCGUUUUCGUUGGGUUUUCUUUUUGUUGUUUCUUUGGCGUGGAAGCGCACUAACAACACAUGAGUUGGAUUGACCGGACGCGCGGUUUCCAUACAGUAAAUCCUCGGGGAUUAAAUUAACGAGGGCAAUGGAUAACUUCUUCACAGAGGGUGAUCGAGUGUGGCUACGGGAGGAUGAUCAAUACCUUCCCAGUACGGUGUCCUCUUGCUCAGGAGGUGUUGUUGUUUUCGCCACAGACUAUGGCCAGGUGUACACCUACAAGCAGAAUGCACUCACCAGGCAGAAAGUGCAUCCAAUGCACCACAGCAGCAUCAAAGGGGUGGAGGACAUGGCGACGCUGGAAGAUCUCCACGAUGGCGCCAUCAUGCACAACCUCUUCCUGCGUUACAAGCAGAGGCACAUCUAUACGUACAUCGGCUCCAUUCUGGCAGCAGUGAACCCUUACCAGCUGCUCCCUGGCCUGUAUGACCGGCCGGCUGUGGAGCUGUACAGUCGCCACCACCUGGGUGAGAUCACCCCGCACAUCUUCGCCAUCGCUAAUGAGUGCUACCGCUCGCUGUGGAAGAUGCUGCAGAACCAGUGUGUUCUGAUCAGUGGAGAAAGUGGAGCUGGUAAAACAGAAAGCACCAAGCUGAUCUUGAAGUUCCUGUCGGCCAUGAGCCAGCACUCACUGGAGGUAUCAUGCAGAGACAAGACAUCGCAUGUGGAGGAGGCGUUGCUGGAGAGCAGUCCAAUCAUGGAGGCCUUUGGAAACGCCAAGACCGUCUACAACAACAACUCCAGCCGCUUUGGGAAGUUUGUCCAGCUGCAUUUCAGCCAGAAGGGCAACAUCCAGGGGGGCAGAAUUGUCGACUACCUUCUAGAAAAGAACCGAGUGGUGCGGCAGAACCCAGGGGAGAGAAACUACCACAUAUUUUACGCCAUAUUAGCAGGAGCCAACAACCAGCAGAGAGAGGCAUUUGGGCUGACCCAUCUUGAGAGCUAUCACUACCUGAGACAGUCAAACUGCUCCACUGACAAGACAAUCAAUGACAAGGGCACUUUUCAGGAUGUUCUGAACGCCAUGCGGACGAUGCAGUUCACAGAGGAGAACAUCAACGAGAUCCUGCGCCUCCUUGCCGGGAUUCUUCACACGGGGAACAUCGAGUUUAUGACGGCCGGAGGAGCGCAAGUCUCAUCUAAAUCAGCUCUCAGCUGGACGUCCGAACUCCUUGGACUGAACGCGGAUCAACUGGCUGAGGUCCUGACCCACCGGUCCAUGAUCCUCAGGGGUGAGGAGAUCUCCACUCCGCUAACUGUUGAACAGGCGGUGGACUCUCGAGACUCCAUGGCCAUGGCACUUUACUCUCAGUGUUUCAACUGGAUCAUCCACAAGCUUAACAAUCGCAUCAGGGGAAGGGAAGACUUCAAAUCCAUCAGCAUCCUGGACAUUUUUGGAUUUGAGAACUUUGAGGUCAACCGCUUUGAGCAGUUUAACAUCAACUAUGCAAAUGAGAAGCUUCAGGAAUAUUUUAACAAGCACAUUUUCUCUUUGGAGCAACUUGAAUACAACAAAGAAGGCCUGGUUUGGGUCGACAUCAACUGGAUGGACAAUGGAGAAUGUCUGGAUUUGAUUGAGAAGAAACUGGGUCUCCUGGCACUGAUGAAUGAGGAGAGCCACUUCCCCAAAGCUACAGACUACACCUUACUGGAGAAACUGCAUAGCCAGCACUCAAAAAACCCUUUUUAUGUGAAACCUCGGGUUGCUGUGCACUACUUUGGAGUCAGACACUAUGCAGGGGAGGUGGUGUACGAUGUGAGGGGGAUACUGGAGAAGAACCGCGACACUUUCAGAGAUGACAUCCUCAACAUGCUGAGGGAGAGCAGGUUGGACUUUGUCUACGAUCUGUUUGAACACGUCCUGAGCCGCAACAAACAGGACACUCUGAAGAGCAGCUCCAAGCACAAGCGGCCCACAGUCAGCUCCCAGUUUAAGUUUUCUUUGCACUCCCUGAUGGCCACACUCAGCACUUCCAACCCAUAUUUUAUUCGAUGCAUCAAACCAAAUACACACAAGAUGCCUGACCAGUUCGACCAGACGGUGGUUCUGAACCAGCUCAGAUACUCCGGCAUGUUGGAAACAGUCAAAAUUCGACGCACCGGCUUCCCUGUUCGGAGACCUUUCCAGGACUUCUGCUUCAGGUACAAGGUGCUCAUGAGGGGUGUGUUGGUGCCAGAUGACCCCCGGGGGCGCUGCAUCCAGCUGCUGCACCUCUAUGACAGCAGCAGCACAGACUGGCAGCUGGGCAAGACCAAGGUCUUUCUCCGGGAGUCUCUGGAGCAUCGCCUGGAGAAGCAGAGGGAGGUGGAGGUGCUGAAAGCAGCCAUGAUCAUUCAGGCCCACGUCAUGGGUUACAUGGCCAGGAAGCAGUACAGGAAGCUGCUUCAGUGUAUCGUGGUCAUUCAGAAGAACUACAAGGCUUUCUACUGGAGGAGGAAGUUCCUGCUUCUCCGCUGGGCAGCGCUCACGUUCCAGAAACGUAUAAGAGGCCAGCUGGCCCGCCGGGCCUACAGCCAGCUGCAGGAGAGGAAGAGGAGGGAGGAGGAGGACCGUCGCAGGAGGAUGGAAGAGGAAAUGGAGAGGGAGAGACAGAGGCUGGAGGCUGAGAGACUCACCAGAGAGGCUGAGGAAUCAAGGAGAGUGAAGGAGCAGCAACUUACUGAGGAGCUCACCUCUCUGUGUUUGGCUCAGGCUCCACUCAAACUAACGGAUUCCACAUCACCAGAAACCCUGGAGGAGCUGGAGUCAGCAGAAGCUUUUGAGGAGGAGGCGAUCCGUCCUCACGAGGCCUCUCAGGUGGAGGAAAUCCUGCGUCUGGAGCGGGAGAUCCAGGUGCUGCAGAGGCAGAAGGAACGUCAGGAGCUCUCGCUGACGGAGGCCUCCUUGAACCGCCUGCAGCACCUACGCGACCAGGAGCUCCGACGGCUGGAGGACGAAGCCUGCAAGGCAGCGCAGCAGUUCCUCGACUCGUUGAACUUUGACGAGAUUGACGAGUGUGUGAGGAACAUCGAGAGCUCUCUGGGAGUAGGCGAGGCAGAUGAGAAGGAAGAUGGACAGAGGAGAGGCAACGAUGAAGAGGAGGUUGAUGAGGGGUUUGGGGCUGAUGAUGAAGCUUUUAAAGACUCACCAAACCCAAGCGAGCACGGCCACUCGGACGGCCAACGGACAAGCGGGAUCCGAACGAGUGAUGACUCUUCUGAAGAAGACCCAUACGCCAACGAUGGCGUGAUCCCACCGCUGCCACCCACCACCCUGCUUCACCAGCCGCUGCCUUUACCACCUCUGCCUCCAGCCUGCCACAGCGCCUCGUCCAGCGGGGAUUCUGCCUACUGCCACCCGCAGGCCUCAUCUGAGGCGCCGUCCGACGACCUGGUGGAGCUGAUCCCACCAGAUGAGGAUUCAGACUACGACCAGGACGACUACGACGAGGGCGCCAUCGUGUCCAGCGGCAGCAUCGCCUUCUCCAACCCUCGCAGCGGCCAGUGGUCUCCUGAUUACCGCGGCUCGGUGGGCACCUACAACAGCUCUGGGGCUUACCGCUUCAGCUCAGAGGGGGCUCAGUCAUCGUUUGAGGACAGCGAGGACGACUUCGACAGGUUUGACACAGAUGAUGAGCUGUCGUACCGUCGAGACUCCGUCUACAGCUGCGUCACUCUCCCGUACUUCCACAGCUUUCUCUACAUCAAAGGCGGCCUGAUGAACACGUGGAAGCGACGCUGGUGUGUCCUGAAGGAUGAGACCUUCCUGUGGUUCAGGUCCAAGCAGGAGGCUCUAAAGCAGGGUUGGUUGCACAAGAAAGGAGGGGGGUCGUCCACGCUGUCCCGUCGUAACUGGAAGCGGCGCUGGUUCGUGCUGCGGCAGAGCAAGCUCAUGUACUUCGAGAACGAUGGCGAGGAUAAGAUGAAGGGGGUCCUGGACAUGCACGACGCCAAAGAAAUCAUCGAUAACACCGGCAAAGAGAAUGGAAUUGACAUAGUGAUGCCAGAGAGGACCUAUCACCUGAUUGCAGAGUCUGCUGAGGAUGCCAGUCAGUGGUUCAGCGUGCUGAGUCAGGUCCACGGUUCCACAGAACAGGAGAUCAGAGAGAUGCACGACGAGCAGGCCAAUCCCCAGAAUGCUGUGGGAACGUUGGAUGUGGGGAUGAUCGAUUCGGUUUGUGCAUCAGAUAAUCCAGAAAGACCAAACUCCUUCGUCAUGAUCACGGCGAACCGUGUGUUGCACUGCAACGCCGACACGCCGGAGGAGAUGCACCACUGGAUCACCCUGCUGCAGCGCUCCAAAGGAGACACCCGCGUUGACGGGCAGGAGUUCAUCAUCCGAGGCUGGCUGCACAAAGAGAUGAAGAACAGCACCAAAGCAUCGCUAAAGCUGAAGAAGCGCUGGUUCCUGCUCACCCACAACUCCCUGGACUACUACAAGAGCUCGGAGCGCAAUUCCCUGAAGCUGGGAACGCUAGUGCUGAACAGCCUCUGCUCCGUGGUGCAGCCCGAUGAAAAGGUCUACAAAGAGACCGGAUACUGGAAGGUGAUUGUGUAUGGCCGUAAACACUCGUACCGACUCUACUGUAAGCUGCUGAACGAAGCCACGCGCUGGGCCAGCGCCAUCCAGAAUGUCAUAGACACCAAAGCCCCCAUCGACACACCGACCCAGCAGCUCAUCCAGGACAUCAGGGAGAACUGUCUGAACUCUGAGGUGGUGGAGCAGAUCUACAAGAGGAACCCCAUCCUCCGCUAUAGCCACCACCCACUGCAUUCACCGCUGCUGCCACUGCCCUAUGGAGACAUCCAUCUCACCGCUCCAAGAAGCAGGAGCUACACGACGCUGCAGGACGAAGCCCUCAAGGUCUUCAGCUCUCUGCAGCACCUGGAUGGAGUGGCCGACCCCGUUCCCAUCAUCCAGGGCAUCCUGCAGGCCGGCCAGGAGCUCAAACCCCUACGUGACGAGCUCUACUGCCAGCUCAUCAAGCAGACCACACGGCCGCCGCAGCCUGGCAACCCAGCAAACCUCUGCAGCUGGAAGAUUCUGGCCUGCAUGUCCUGCACUUUUGUCCCCACAAGAAGCAUCCUCAGAUACCUUAAAUUUCACCUGAAGAGGACUCGCGAACUCUUUCCUGGUUCAGAGAUGGAUCGUUAUGCUGCCUUCGCCCUCGACUCUUUAAAGAAGACUCGACCCAGGGAGAACGUGCCGUCACAGGAGGAAAUCCGCGCCAUCGUGGCCCGACAGGACAUGAGCACCACAGUUCAUUGCCACGGAGGAGGCUCCUGCAAGAUCACCAUCAACUCACACACCACUGCAGGAGAGGUGGUGGAGAAGCUGAUCCGCGGUCUGGCCAUGGAGGACAGCAGGAACAUGUUUGCUCUGUUUGAACACAACGACACCACAGAGAAAGCCAUCGAGAGCCGUAGCGUGGUGGCCGAUGUGCUCGCCAAGUUUGAAAGACUUUCAGCGAGCCCAGACGAAAGCAACACGGGCUGGAAGUUUUACUUCAAACUCUACUGCUUCUUGGACACAGACAACGUUCCCAAAGACAGCAUGGAGUUCGCCUUCAUGUUUGAACAGGCUCAUGAGGCAGUCAUUCGUGGUCAGUAUCCCGCUCCUGAGGAGACCCUUCAGUUCUUGGCAGCCCUGAGGCUUCAGUACCUCCUGGGUGACCACAACUCCCAGACCAACAUCCCUGAAAUGUCCCAAGUGUUCCCCAUGGCACGACUGCGGGCCCGAGUGCAGAACUCAGCCAAGUCCUUUGCUCCAGGCACCGGCUCAGUGGCGGACCGCUCCGGGACAUCGGAGAGGAAGCGCUCCAGCUUCUUGGAGGGGACGCUGAGGCGAAGCUUCCGGAGCGGCUCACUGAGUCGGCAGAAGCUGGAGGAGGAGAACAGCCUGGAGGCUUGGAUGAGGGAGGAGGUGGUGGCAGUAAAAACCAACAUGAUGGAAAAGUGGAGGAAGCUGCAGGGGAUGAACCAGGAACAGGCCAUGGUCAAAUACAUGGCGCUGGUGAAGGAGUGGAAGGGAUACGGAUCCACACUUUUUAACGUCGAGUGUCAGGACGGAGCCUUCCCCUCUGAGCUGUGGCUGGGUGUGAGCAGAGAGGCCAUAUCUGUGUACAAACGAGGGGAGCCGUGGCCUCUGGAGGUCUUCCCAUAUGAACAGAUACUUUCCUUUGGAGCGCCGCUUCCCAACACCUACAAGAUCACCGUAGAGGGCCGAGAGCUGGUCUUCGAAACCCAAAUGGUCAUGGACAUCGCCAAGCUAAUGAAAGCCUACAUCAGCAUGAUUGUGAAGAAGCGCUACAGUAACUGUCAGUCCAUCAGCAGCCAUGGGAGUCAGUGCAGCGCCUGGUGAACUCUGAGUUUUAUCCUUUGGCCUUUUUGAGACUUCCUGAGUGCAACUAGAAGGUCCAGCGUGCAUGGACACCAUGGUCUUCUGCUCAUUUGCAGGGCAUCAGCAUGGCUGAUGGCUGGACACAUAACCACAAUGCUCUUAACUCAGUCUAUCUCAAGUUUUCUUUCCAAAACUUUACACAUCCACCUCUGACAAACAAGGACAAACAGAUGUGUUUACAUACAAAGUAUGAACCAUUUCUACAGUCUCUCAGGUUACAGAGUUCCAGGUUAAAGCUGCCUAACACCAUGAAGCAACAUAGAGUCCAUCACGGAGUACAGACCAGUUAACAUCCAGUACUAAAAUCAUAUCCGUGGUAGCUGGUCACACUUUAAAUGCAAAUGAUGAAAAUAUAAAAUAUAUAUUGUCUUAAUCUAAUUUGUUAGUCCACCUUAAAUUGUACUAUUGAUGAUAAUGAUGGGAUUGCAAGAUGGACUUCUUCCUCAUUCAUGCUCCACAUUUCCCUUCCCUGAAGUAACCCCAAAGAAAAACCACAAAAGACAGUGAUGUCCAGAAUUACAAAAGCUGUAAAGCCAUUGAACUCACCACUUUAUAUGGUACCAAUUUACCUCCAGCUAAAUUCUUCAGUUUGUGAUGGAUCAGCUGGGAAAAGCACAAUACUGAAAGAUGCUGUCUCGCCACCUAGUAAUGUCGGACAUAUUUGAGUUUUUUUCCCGGGCUUCCCUUUGAAUCAUGUUUCAUUUCUCCUCUAAAUCCGACUCUAACCAGACCUCCAUAAUGACCCCAACCAUCACUGGAGACACCUGCAGAGUUUGAAGAACUGAAAACAAAGUGAUGUUAAAACAGUGAUCAAAGGAUGCAAAUUAUUCUUGGUUGAGAAAAACUUUAUUUAAAUCCUAAAAUGGAACAAAUUGACCUUUUCGACUGUCUUUCACACCAAGAAACAUCAGCUGAAUGUCUUACAUGCUCCUGAUUUCUCAUUAAGUCAGAGUUAACAUUUAAAAGUGGAUGUGUUUUAUUUUGGAAGAAACACUUUAUCACAGGAUUGCUCAUUUUCCUCAAGUUUGCAUGCAAGUUUAAAGAAAAGCUUGUCUACAUGCUGUCCAAAGGUAUUUACAUGAAGACAAAACAGCAAAGAGGACAUUUUUCCAGGAUUACGUAUUCCCUGUAAAUAACAACCGUAUUCCUCUCAGAGCUCUAAAAUCUGAUGGUUUUUAAGUGAUUUGUUGGUGAUGAAAAGAUCACAAGUGCCUGUUUAAAAUGAAGCAAGGUGAGCUCUAACCAGAUCUUGUCUUAUUGAUACCACUCUUCUCUGUGUUAACAGAAUCUGAAAGGUGCUCCAACUUCCCUUUAACUGCCAAUGUAUUUGUACACUGCAAAAUAUGUCCAGCUGUGCAAGUCAUUCAAGCUGCAUCUGCCAUUUUUAAGAAAAAAUAGUUAAAUCAAGAAGCAAUUUGAUGAAAUACCAAAACACAGACUGGUUCUUGCGUUGUGGCCGUUUUUUUUUUUUGUUAUUUUUGUUUGUUUGUUUUUUUUGCAUCCAUUAAUGCUCUGCAUUUGGUGAAGCACAUUUUUACUGAAUCUACCACAUGGUUUGGGUAUAUCAUGAAAAAUUAAGUUUAAUGAGUAAAUGUUUAUGGUUUUUUUAAGUUUUGAUCAUUUAACUCUUAUUUUCAUCCAUUGUUUAAAAGCAUGUUAUUGCUUCUAAACAUUGGAAAAAAAAGGCAAAGAUUUUUUUCUUUGCAUUCUUCUUCAUGCAAACAUUGACAUCAGUGUGAAAUACACACACACACACACACACAUAUAUAUAUAUAUAUAUAUAUAUAUAUAUAUAUAUAGUGUAAAAUAAACAAACAUUGGAAAGGAGCAUUUUUAAUUUAAUUUAUUUUCCCCUGUGCUCAGUUUAAACCUGCAGAUGUUUUAUUUUAUCCGUUCAGUCAGUUUUAGCCUGAAUGACUUGCUCAGUUGGGUCUGUUAGCAGUGUAACAGUCCUAGAAAAUUUCACUGGAGCGCCGCUGGCGGCAGAUCCAUCCAAAGAUGCGUGUGCAGGUUUCUUCCACAGUGCCUUCUUGUAAAUUGUGUAUACUUUUUUUGUUUCCCGUGCGGAUUUUUUUUUUUUUUUUUUUCCUCUUUUCUUUAUGGUAUAGGGUGCAAUGUUAUAUAAAUAUAAGUAUAUAAUCACCUGGCUGUACAUUUCAUGCGGUAAGUCUUUGCCUUCUGAAUGGUCAUCACUUAGUUAUUGUCUCUUGUAUCUUUUGUUUUCUUUUUCUUUUUUUUUUUUGUAUCUGUUUUCAUGUCCAUAAGCGUGUUGUGUUGAUCUGAUGAUUCAUUAAAUAAAAGCUUACAUAUUUGGUC